This is a messenger RNA of Osmerus eperlanus (European smelt), 2214 nucleotides long. Its product is annotated as homeobox protein Hox-C8a-like. Bases 309 to 1085 code for a protein of 258 amino acids. Gene Ontology annotation, cellular component: nucleus. The transcript is spliced from 2 exons. Gene Ontology annotation, biological process: regulation of transcription by RNA polymerase II. NCBI's taxonomy places the organism in Eukaryota, Metazoa, Chordata, Actinopteri, Osmeriformes, Osmeridae. Gene Ontology annotation, molecular function: DNA-binding transcription factor activity, RNA polymerase II-specific; RNA polymerase II transcription regulatory region sequence-specific DNA binding. The record is from RefSeq and is a predicted model, not a curated record.
UGUGUUGGAGGAGCUAGCCAGCUUUAGCUAUAGCUCACAUUAACCAUUCACGACAUAAGGCGGACUUGAGGCUGCAAAAGAAAGAAAAGAAAAGGCGAAAUAAGUAGGCUAGUUGUAUACAAAAAUCUGAGUAGUCUAACAUCUAGAAAGGUUGUAAGGGAGCCGGCGCAAUUUGUUUCCGUCAUUGUAUAUUUCUUUAUGGUUUUGUGGUGUCGUGCUUUUUAUAUAUGGGGUUUGGAAAAGGACUUCGGUAAUAAUUGCUAUUGUCAUCAGCCUGAACUUCAGCUGUGACAUUAUUUAGGAAAAACAUGAGUUCCUAUUUCGUCAACCCUCUCUUUUCAAAAUAUAAAGGUGGCGAGACCUUGGAAACAACUUACUACGAUUGCAGGUUCCCUCAAAGCGUCACACGAAGCCAUGCGCUGGUGUAUGGAGCAGGAGCGGCAGCAUCAGGCUUUCAGCAUCCGCCUCAUCACGUCCAAGAUUUCUUUCACCAUGGGACGCCGGGAAUAUCAACACCGGGUUACCAACAGAACCCAUGCGCACUGGCUUGCCGUGGAGAUGCCUCAAAAUUUUAUGGAUACGAAGCUCUGCCCAGACAACAGCUUUAUGGUACCCAACAAGAGGCUAGCGGGGCACAAUACCCAGACUGUAAAUCGGCAAAUGGCACCAACAUCGGAGAAGAACAAGGCCACUUAACAAAUCCUCCAAGUCUACUGUUUCCGUGGAUGAGACCGCAUGCUCCAGGAAGACGCAGUGGUCGUCAGACCUACAGCCGAUACCAAACUCUGGAGCUGGAGAAAGAAUUUCUGUUUAAUCCAUACCUCACCCGUAAACGUCGGAUCGAGGUAUCUCACGUUUUGGGAUUAACAGAACGACAGGUGAAGAUUUGGUUCCAAAACCGACGAAUGAAGUGGAAAAAGGAGAACAACAAAGACAAAUUUCCAGGCCAAAAAGGACAGUUAGAGACCGAGGGCAAAACAGAGGGUGAGAUCGACGGAGAGAGAGAAGAAGAGUGCAACGAUGACGCCGUAGCAGCCCAGAUUGAUAAAAAGGAAACUGGAGACGAAGAAGAUACAAAAGAAUAAUCUUAUUCUAAAUGUAUAAGUGAUAUGCUUGGUCCUAACAUGAGGAAGGGGGGAGAAAGAAAAGGGUGCGCGUGUGUAUGGUGGUGGGGGUGGGUUGUAAAGAUGAAAAUAACAUUUUUGACCAUCCUUUUAUUAAGACAAUAAGUGAAUAAGUAAAUCGUUUUUAUUAAAUUAUUUGGAGAAAAAAAGCUCUGAUCCCCAUUGUGUAAAGCACUUGGUUCAUGUUCUAAUCACUAAUGCACAACUUGGAGAUAUGGAUCCAUAUUAGCCUGUAGGCUAUUAUAUGAUUUGAAAUACAAUAUUUAGGUUACACUAACUGUGUGAUCUUAUCUGAAAAUCAUUUGACUGUUUAUCUUAGUUCAUGGGAAAAUAUGAACUUUCUUAUUUUCCAAUAAGUUUCCAAAGUUUCCAAAUCCGAAUGUGGACAAUUAAUGCUACCUAUAUGGGAAUAUUCAAUAGAGAAUUGACGAUCAUGUAAAAUAGGCCUAUAUCCAGGUAAAUAUUGUAUUGCCAUCUGUUUGCAUUAGGCCCAUGCAUAUUUGUCUUUCUUCAAUAUCUAUAAAACAUACAUUUUUUUCUCUGAGCAGUAUAAUGCAGCAGACUACCUAUUUGGGAUCUUGUUUUCCAGCUGACAACUUGAUUGUUGGAAUAGCGAAACCAAACUACCUACUACUACUGCUACUGCUCAAAUAUAAGUUCUGACCAAGGCUACACUGAUUGGCAAAUUAAUGACUUGACAUAAUCAGGACACUACCAUUGUGCACUUGUUUCUAUGAGUACAGUCCCUGAUGUGUGUACAGAUUGGAAAAAAAUCUGUCCGCGCCAUGCACGCAAUUUUUGGAUAAUUUGUGUACCAACAACUUAUACUUCCUAAAGGAACACACAUUUAUAUCACCAAUAUUGUAUAAUUUCAUCGAAUACGUGUAGUUAGACCUAUUUGUAUAAUUCAUCAGCUACUUUAUGAUUAUUUUAUUAUUACGGUGAUGAAAUAUCAUCAAAGUUUUUGUAUUGCACUGAAACAUCAAUGUUCGUAUUUUCGUAUGAAUAAGCUUGAUUUCUAAACAUUUUCAACAUAAGUGAUGUGCACACUCUUGACAUUGAGAUGUUCAAAUAAAUUGAAUGAAAACUC